GGUAAGGCUUGGACACUUGCCUUUAGAAACCUUUUAAGUCAAGAGACUUUAGUGAAAGAAAAACAAAAGAGAAGAGGGAGAGAAAGAUAAAGGGUUUUAGAAAUUAGUAACAACAACAAAAGUGUUGUAAAACAAAACAAAGAAACAUGGGAAGACCACCAUGUUGUGACAAAGAAGGUGUUAAGAAAGGACCAUGGACACCUGAAGAAGAUAUCAUACUUGUUACUUAUAUACAAGAACAUGGUCCUGGAAAUUGGAGGGCUGUUCCUACAAAAACAGGGUUAACAAGAUGCAGCAAGAGUUGUAGACUUAGAUGGACUAAUUACUUAAGGCCAGGAAUCAAAAGGGGUAAUUUCACUGAGCAAGAAGAGAAGAUGAUUAUCCAUCUCCAAGAUCUUCUAGGAAAUAGAUGGGCUGCAAUAGCAUCCUACCUUCCACAAAGAACAGACAAUGACAUAAAAAACUAUUGGAACACUCAUUUGAAAAAGAAGCUCAAGAAAUUACAAACCGGAAACAAUUCAGAAAACAAUUUUGCAGAUGAAGAAUUUUCACCAGCUCAAAGGAUUCCAAGAGGCCAAUGGGAAAGAAGGCUUCAAACCGAUAUUCAAAUGGCGAAAAAAGCACUUACAGAAGCACUUUCACCACAGAAAAUAGCUUCUUGUAAUUUUUCUGCUUCAAACCCUUCUAAUAGUACUUCCACUAAAGAAUCAGCUCAAUCUUUUUGCUAUGCUUCAAGUGCUGAUAACAUUGCUAGGUUACUUAAAGGUUGGAUGAAAAACCCGAUAAAAUCUUCGAGAAGUAGUACUUCGGCCGUGACGCAGAAUUCGUUCAAUAACUUUGUUUCUGUUGGGAAUAAUGAUACUGCUUCUAGUAGUGGAACAAAGGGUGAAGUGUUGUCUGAGACAUUUGAGUCUUUGUUUGGUUUCGAGUCUUUGGAUUCGUCGAAUUCGGAAUUCUCUCAUCGGUCGUUGUCACCGGAGGCAACUGUUUUACAAGAUGAAAGUAAGCCAGACGUUGGUUCGGAAAUAAUGCCGUUUUCUUUGCUUGAGAAAUGGCUUCUUGAUGAAGCUAGUUGUCCUGAGAAAAUAGUAUUAGGUUGUGGAGAUGAUCAUGCUCAAGUUUUCUAGAUUUGUUCAUUUUGCGAAAAAAUAAAAUACUUGGUUUUACUUAGUCCUCGCGAUAAAAAUUACACCGCGAAGCUUUAUAUUUAGUAAAAUACGAGCAAAAUCCAGCCGAAUUUUUGGUUGUGAUGUUGAUGCUUGUUCGAAUUGUAAAUUAUAUGGUUUUAAAUUGGGAUCGCAGUUAAGAUUACGCUGCGAACCAUUAUAUUAUAGUAAAACACAAGCAAAUGCAACUGAAAUUGCAAUUGUGA
This is a messenger RNA of Vicia villosa (hairy vetch), 1372 nucleotides long. RefSeq names its product myb-related protein 306-like. Lineage: Eukaryota; Viridiplantae; Streptophyta; Magnoliopsida; Fabales; Fabaceae. Bases 147 to 1127 code for a protein of 326 amino acids. Gene Ontology annotation, biological process: response to auxin. The transcript has 3 exons. The record is from RefSeq and is a predicted model, not a curated record.